Molecule: messenger RNA, 1221 nt
Organism: Olea europaea var. sylvestris
Lineage: Eukaryota; Viridiplantae; Streptophyta; Magnoliopsida; Lamiales; Oleaceae
Exons: 3
Coding region: 73-1221 (382 amino acids)
Cellular component (GO): RNA N6-methyladenosine methyltransferase complex
Molecular function (GO): RNA binding
Source: RefSeq, a predicted model, not a curated record
UUUUUUCCAUAUGAAUUGCAGGUUUUGCCUGUUGGAAAAGAAUUAGUUGCCUGUCUGUCUGCUUUCAAAGAAAUGGGUUCCACUACUGAAGGCCAAAAUGCUUUACUGUCCAUUUAUAUGCAUCUUUGUUCCUCUGGCAUUGAGAUUUCUGAGUCCCAAAGUAUGCGUGAAAAUGAUGGAAGUUACAAUCUGAUUGAUAUAUCUGAUUGGAGGGAGCAGCCUCCAUUGUUAUGUUGCUGGACUACUUUAUUGAGGUCGAUUGCCUCAAAUGAUAUUUCUCCAGUAUAUACUGCUGCAGCUAUAGUUACAUUAUCCACAGGAGCAUUACGCUUUUGCAUGGGUGGGGAAAGCCUCAACUUGGAGAGGGUUGCUGCCAUCAAAUUCUUUUUCAGAAUUAAGAAUGAGAGUUCUGUAGAUGAUUUUAUUGAAGAGAGCAUGAAACAGAUUGAGGAGUUUGCCACUCUGAUAGGGUCAGAGACGAGCGCUGAUGCAUGUUCAGCUGCGGGGGAUUUGCACCCUACUUCUCACGAGGUUAAGGAGUCUGCGAACUCAUUGAUGCUUUUGUUGCAAAAGUCGACUGACACGAUCAAUGAGGAUAUUACAAUUGCCAGUUUCCUUAGCUCAUUAGUUGUUGCUCCAGUUCGUUCGAGGGUUCAUAAAAUAGCAAACAGUAGCAUAGAAUGGAUGGAAGAUUAUAGCUUGGAUGAAUUUGGAGACCACUUCUUUUGGGAAUGUCCUGAAAAUUUGCGUGAUAGACUUGCACAGACUGGUCUUGCUGCAAAAGUAAAGAUCUCCUCGCUGGAGGGACCAAGGCGUGCCAGAGGGGACAAUGCUGCAGCUGAGGCAAUCACACAAAGUACAUUCUCUAGGGGGUCGGCACCUGUUGCUGCCCUUUCUGGUCCUACUCGUAGGGAUACGUUUCGGCAGCGUAAGCCAAAUACUAGCAGGCCUCCUUCUAUGCAUGUGGAUGACUAUGUUGCAAGAGAAAGAAAUACCGAUGGUAUAAAUCCUAAUGUAAUUGCUGUCCCACGGAUAGGAUCUACAAGUGGGAGACCACCAUCUAUCCAUGUGGACGAAUUCAUGGCUAGACAAAGGGAGCGCCAAAAUUCAGUGGGAUCGGCAGGUAUUGAUACAACAGCUCAGGUGCAAGCAACAGCUCCAGAGAACACCACAGAUGCUGAGAAGCGCAGUACUGACAUGAAAAAAAUCCCCUUUCUUUAA